Messenger RNA from Hippocampus comes (tiger tail seahorse), 1201 nucleotides. It is a transcript of the gene taf9, whose product is annotated as TAF9 RNA polymerase II, TATA box binding protein (TBP)-associated factor. The record is from RefSeq and is a predicted model, not a curated record. Lineage: Eukaryota; Metazoa; Chordata; Actinopteri; Syngnathiformes; Syngnathidae. The transcript has 6 exons. Gene Ontology annotation, biological process: RNA polymerase II preinitiation complex assembly; DNA-templated transcription initiation. Gene Ontology annotation, molecular function: RNA polymerase II general transcription initiation factor activity; transcription coactivator activity; protein heterodimerization activity. The coding region runs from base 93 to 833 and encodes 246 amino acids. Gene Ontology annotation, cellular component: SAGA complex; transcription factor TFIID complex.
CUUGUUCGUGGGAAAAAAAGCGCAGCAGAAAAAAACACGGCGUAGAAGAAGACGUGGAGGCCGGAAGACGGUGCCCAAGGAAGAAAUUCAAAAUGUCUGCUCCGAAAAGCAUCCCCAAAGAUGCUCAGGUGAUGAUCCAGAUCCUGAAGGACAUGGGCGUCACCGAUUACGAGCCCCGCGUCAUUAACCAGAUGUUGGAGUUCACUUACAGAUAUGUGACGAGCAUCAUCGAGGAUGCCAAGAUCUACGCCACGCACGCCAAGAAGUCUAACGUGGAUGCCGAUGACAUCAAACUGGCCAUUCAGUGCAGGAUGGACCAGUCAUUCACGUCGCCGCCGCCCAGAGAUUUCCUGUUGGAAGUGGCCAGACAGAAGAACCAGACGCCGCUGCCCCUCAUCAAGCCCUACACGGGUCCCCGCCUGCCCCCUGACCGCUACUGCCUGACCGCCCCCAACUACCGCCUCAAGUUUCUCCCCAAGAAGGUGGCGUCGGCCGGCAGGAUAUCAGCACCCCGCCUCAGCGCCGUCUCCAGCAGACCGGCUACACCCACGCUCGGAAACACGUCGGUUCAAUCGGCGGGUGGCGGCAAGGCGGGAACCCCGGUGUCGCUGGCGGGUCAGAGGUUCGCCGUGCAGAUCCCGCCUCCCUUGCAGAGCGGCAGUACUAAAAGCGCGCCGCUCAGCACGCCCGCCGCGUCCAGCGUGCUCAUCAACUCUUCUCUGAUUGGCUCCAAGAACAUCCUCAUCACCACCAACAUGGCGGCUCAGAGCGCCGGCGGUGGCGAGUCGCUCAAGAGGAAACACCAGGAUGACGACGACUACGACGCCAUGUGACAAUACGCAACAGGGCACACAAACGUCCCCUCUCGCGCUCACACACACGAUCGCACUCGGCAUUCUUUGCUGCUGCCGCACCAAGACAAACUUUCAAGCUCUGCCGCAUUGACGACACAAUGACUUUUUGUUUUGUUUUUCACCUUUAAUCCUAAAAACAAUUUCAAAUAAAAUAAACCAUGUGAAUGAUUAUAACCAAGCAUUUAAGUCACUUCCUGUUUGUGGCAAAAAGUUAGCGCACACGUUUUGACACAUCACGCGCGUCGCAAAAAAGUUAGCGCACAUGCACGACUAAAAACGACCACGACGACCAAUCACGGCACUGCAAAGAACAUGCUCCGCCUCUUUCCAUUUUGGGGCGUGGCCAA